This is a messenger RNA of Thrips palmi, 6177 nucleotides long. Its product is annotated as vitellogenin-1-like. Gene Ontology annotation, molecular function: lipid carrier activity. The coding region runs from base 76 to 6126 and encodes 2016 amino acids. NCBI's taxonomy places the organism in Eukaryota, Metazoa, Arthropoda, Insecta, Thysanoptera, Thripidae. The transcript is spliced from 4 exons. The record is from RefSeq and is a predicted model, not a curated record. Gene Ontology annotation, biological process: lipid transport.
CACUUUGCGCCCUAUAUAAGGGGCGAGCAGCGCUCAGUUCGGUACGUUGGACGGUGCUAUCCACUCAACGCCAAAAUGAUGUGGAAGUCUUUGCUUCUCGUCUGCCUUGUGGCCGCCGGUGCCGCCGCUUCCGCCGAGCAUGGCUGGAAGUCCGGCUCCGAGUACAAGUACCAGGUGCGCGGUCGUACCCUGACCGCCCUGCACCAGGUCGCCAACCAGUACGCUGGUGUCCUCAUGAAGGCCCAGCUGUCUGUGCAGCCCAAGUCCGACAACAUCCUCAUCGCCAAGGUCUCCAACGCCGAAUACGCCAAGAUCAACGAGCAGCUGCCCGCUGGUUGGGGUACCCCCAUCCCCUCCAGCAAGCUGAGCUGGCACCAGCUCCCCAUCAGCAGCAAGCCCUUCGAGAUCAAGCUCAAGAACGGCAUCGUCGACGAGCUCAUCGUCAGCAAGAACGUCCCCACCUGGGAGAUCAACAUGCUGAAGGGUAUCGCCAGCCAGCUGCAGGUUGACACUCAGGCCGAGAACAUCAUCAGCUCUCGCAUCAACAACAAGCCCAGCCACAACUCCGUCAACGGCGUCUUCAAGACCAUGGAGGACGACGUCACCGGUGAGUGCGAGGUCAUGUACGACAUCAGCCCCCUGCCCCAGUACCAGCUCCAGAGCCGCCCCGAGCUCGCCCCCAUGCCCCAGCUCCGCGGUGACGGUCAGCUGAUCGACAUCGUCAAGACCAAGAACUUCAGCCACUGCGAGCAGCGCCCCGGCUACCACUACGGCCUCAACGCCCUCACCGACGCCGAGCCCGCCUCCUCCAAGAUGGGCGAGUUCAUGGCCCGUUCCUCCGUCAGCCGCGUCGUCCUGUCCGGCAGCCUCCAGCGCUACACCAUCCAGUCCUCCGUCACCACCAACAAGGUCAUCCUCAGCCCCGUGCUGUACAACAACCAGAAGGGUAUGGUCGUCUCCCGCAUGAACCUGACCCUGGACUCCGUGCACUCCGCUUCCGGCUCCCCCCAGAGCGUCGCCAACCCCCGCAAGAUCAAGGACCUCGUCUACGACUACAACGACCCCUUCAGCGCCUCCAACAACGCUGACCUCAGCGACGAGUCCAGCUCCUCCAGCAGCUCUUCCUCCUCCUCCAGCAGCUCUUCCAGCAGCUCUUCCGAGAGCGGCAGCCAGGAGCAGCUCAAGAAGCACCAGAAGCGCAGCAACGGUGCCGACUCCAGCUCUUCCUCCAGCAGCAGCAGCUCCGACUCCAGCAGCUCUUCCAGCAGCUCUUCCUCCAGCUCUGACUCCAGCUCUUCCUCCAGCUCCGACUCCAGCUCCUCCAGCUCUUCCGAGAGCCAGGAGAACCGCAUGAAGAGCGCCGCCGCCAAGCGUUUCCGCCGCUCCCUGAAGAACCAGCAGGACUCUUCCUCCAGCUCUAGCUCCAGCGAGAGCCAGGAGAACCAGAAGAACCAGAAGAACCAGAAGCACGGCCGUCGCAACAACACCGACAGCAGCUCCUCUUCCUCCAGCUCUGACUCCAGCUCCAGCUCCUCCAGCUCCAGCUCUUCCUCCUCCGACUCCAGCUCUUCCAGCUCCAGCAGCGAGAGCAACGAGUCCAAGUGGGGCAAGAACCGCAACGCCCGCAGCAACCGCAACAACACCAGCGACUCUUCCUCCAGCUCUUCCUCCAGCUCUAGCUCCUCCAGCUCCAGCUCUUCCUCCAGCUCCGACUCUGACAGCUCUUCCUCCAGCUCUAGCAGCACCAGCUCCAGCGAGGAGUGGUUCCAGUCCAAGCCCAAGAUGAGCCAGCCCCCCAAGCACCCCAUGCUCCCCUACUUCGUCGGCUACCAGGGCAGCAACAUCGCCGCCUCCAGCCAGGUCAACGCUGUCCACGCCGUCCAGAAGAUCGCCCAGCAGAUCGCUGAGGAGCUCCAGCACCCCAGCCAGAUCCCCGAGAAGGCCACCCUCGCCAAGUUCACCAUCCUCGCCCGUCUGGUCCGCAUCAUGGACGUCAAGCAGAUCGAGCAGGCUACCCGUGAGCUGUACGCCCCCGCCUCCAAGAGCGCCAGCCAGAGCCAGAGCGCUUCCACCAAGAACGCCGCCUGGAAGGUCUUCCGUGACGCCGUCGCCCAGGCCGGUACCGGCCCCGCUAUGACCAUCAUCAAGGAGUGGAUCGAGAACCACAAGGUCCAGGGUGAGGAGGCCGCCGAGCUCCUCGCUGUCCUUCCCGAGACCGCCCGCACCCCCACCCGCGAGUACAUGGACACCUUCUUCUCCCUGAUCAAGAAGUCCGAGGUCCAGAAGCAGCAGUUCCUGAACUCCUCCGCCAUCCUGUCCUUCACCACCCUGGUCCGUCGCGCCCAGGUCGACAACGCCACCGCCCACAACCGUUACCCCACCCACGUCUACGGUCGCCUGAACCCCAAGAAGGCCUCCGCCGUUGCCCGUGACUACAUCCCCUACCUGGCUCAGCAGCUCAAGAGCGCCGUCCAGAACGAGGACAGCCACAAGGUCCAGGUCUACACCCGUGCCCUCGGCAACAUUGCCCACCCCAAGAUCCUCGCCGUCUUCGAGCCCUACCUCGAGGGCCAGAAGCAGGUCUCCACCUUCCAGCGCCUCCACAUGGUCGUCGCCCUGAACAAGCUCGCCAAGAUCUCCCCCAAGGUCGCCCGCCCCGUCCUGUUCCGUCUGUACCAGAACGCUGGUGACGCCGCCGAGAUCCGCUCCGCCGCCGUCUUCCUGCUCAUGAAGACCAACCCCCCCGCCAGCAUGCUCCAGCGCAUGGCUGAGUUCACCAACCAGGACCCCAGCAAGCAGGUCCGUUCCGUCGUCAAGUCCGCCAUCGAGUCUGCCGCCAACAACCUGCAGUCCCAGGACAACCAGGAGCUGGCCGAGAACGCCCGCGCCGCCGUCGACAUGCUCAACGCCACCUACAACGGUCCCCAGUACUCCAAGGUCAACCUCGCCUCCAACGAUGUCAACGAGAUGAACCUGGCUUACCAGGCCGCCCUCGCCACCAUCGGCAGCGACGACAGCUACAUCCCCUCCGCCGCCUUCGUCAGCGCUCGCGCCAACCUCGGUGGCUUCCAGGCCAACUACCUCCGCGCCGGUGCCAUGGUUUCCAGCGCUAGCGACCUGAUCGACCUCCUGGCCGAGCAGUUCCAGCAGAGCUCCAACUCCAACUCCCGCUCCCACAAGUCCGGCAAGCACUCCUCUGCCUCUGGCUCCUCCGCCUCCGGCAGCUGGUCCGCUGACAAGAUCGCCAACAUGCUCAACAUCCAGGCUGACCAGCAGGAGCAGGUCGAGGCUAACUUCCUCAUCAACGUCCUGUCCCAGCAGCGUUUCUUCACCCUGGACAACCACACCGUCGAGCAGAUCCCCCAGUACCUGAAGCACGCCGCCAACACCCUCCGUUCCGGCGAGAACUUCAACUACACCAAGCUGUACAACCGCUACUCCCUGACCAUGGGCUUCCCCACCACCAUGGGUCUGCCCCUCGUCUACACCCUGAAGGCCCCCACCAUGGUCACCGUCGGCGGUGAGGCUCGCGUCCGCACCCAGCCCGACCUCGCCAACGGCCCCAAGGACGCCGCCUUCGUCCCCAACACCGUCAACGCUUCCGCUGAUGUCCACUUCACCUACGCUACCCGCACCCAGGCCAAGAUGGGUUUCAUCACCCCCUUCGACCACCAGCACUACAUCGCCGGUCUCGACAAGGACGUCCUCGUCAACCUGCCCAUCCGCGCCAACAUCGACCUCGACCUCGAGAACGCUGAGGUUCGCGUCAAGCUCCAGCCCAUCCAGGCCAACAAGGACUUCAAGAUCAUCCAGAUCUCUGCCCAGCCCUACACCGCCCAGCAGAACAUCCUGGACCUUACCCCCGCCCAGCAGAAGCCCAUCCAGCUCCGCAAGCCCCACCAGGCCAACUUCACCGUCGGCCAGGACAUGACCGGUAUGGCUUUCCGUAUCGACGCCGCCUGCGAGAACGACUUCGCUGACUUCGCCACCAUCUACAACCAGGCCAAGAACUACGACAGCAUCUCCGCCCUCCUGUUCGCCACCUCCGAGCAGAACAUCAAGGCUUACGAGCUUUCCGUGUCCUUCGACCACCAGAAGUCCUCCGCCAAGUCCGUCACCCUGACCGCCUCUUACGACAACGACAACGAGGAGUCCUACGAGAACAAGAAGAGCAAGCGCUCCGCCCACAACUCCGAGGAGAACUUCGACGCCGAGUCCAAGAGCCCCAGCCAGAACGCCGCCAACCCCUCCAACAACCAGGCCAACAGCCAGGCCCGUCAGGAGCAGUUCCUCCGCCGCGCCGCCGCCGGCAUCCAGGCCAGCAACGCCUCCGUCAUCGACCUGUCCGCCCAGUUCAACGGCGAGCACAAGGCCCAGUUCAUCGCCACCGCCGCCUUCGCCAACAGCCAGGUCGACGAGAAGGCCCGCGUCCUGGUCUACCUGCGCAAGUCCCCCGCCCGCUCCUCCGAGUACAACAAGGAGCAGCAGUUCGCCAUGACCCUGACCGCCAAGAUGCCCAACGUUCCCGCCAUGAACUUCCAGAAGGCCCUGAACGCCGACCCCAAGAGCCAGAUCCAGGCCCAGAUCGCUUUCGGCGAGAAGCUCGACUCCUCCGCCUCCCAGGUCAACGCCCAGGUUCAGCUUAAGCAGACCUCUGCCCGCCGUGAGUUCGUCCGCCGCCAGCCUGCCGCUCAGCUCUGCGAGCAGCAGAUGGAGAAGGGCAACUACUUCCUCCCCGCCUGCCAGAACGUCACCGCCCAGGCCAACAUCAUGGACCUGUACACCGCCAACAUCCAGUUCGACAAGAUCUCCCAGCGCGUCAAGAACGCCACCUACAAGGCCUACGCCGCCGCCCGUUACUUCGGCUGGCAGUACAACUCCGAGAACUUCGUCAACCCUAAGAACUCCCACAACAACAAGAUUGAGGCCGAGCUCCGCUUCGCCCCCAACAUGCAGUCCGCCAACCUGACCUUCGACGCUCCCUCCAUGAGCGCCGAGUUCAACAACGUCCGCCUCAACCACUGGGCCGCCCGCGUCCUCGCCGUCCACCCCAUGUACAGCCAGACCCAGCUCCUUGUCUCCAAGGCCCUGAAGGGUGGCUACCCCAUGUGCGUCGUCGACCGCUCCGCCGCCAACACCUUCGACAACAAGACCUACCCCCUGAACCUCGGCAACAACUGGCACGUCAUGAUGCAGUCCGUCCCCAAGGACUCCGCUGACUCCAGCUCCUCCAGCCAGGAGGACGCCACCGACAAGGUCUCCGUCCUUGUCCGCGACGCCAGCAGCUCCAACGAGAAGAAGGAGCUGAAGGUUAUCCUCGACGAGGAGAUCUUCGACUUCACCCCCGCCUCCGGCUACGCCACCAUCAAGUACAACGGCCGCUCCAUCUCCUUCUCCACCAAGGGCGCCCAGGUCCAGGACCAGUCCGGCGAGAUCCUCGCCCAGGUCUACCCCAUGCCCGCCAGCACCGUCAAGGUCUACUUCCCCCAGCAGAAGCUCGAGGUCCUGUACGACGGCUACCGCGUCGCCCUGAUCGUCGGCCAGACCUACCGUGGUGAGGUCCGCGGUCUCUGCGGCAACUUCGACGGCGAGGAGAUGACCGACUUCACCUCCCCCCGCAACUGCCUCCUCAAGAACCCCCAGCAGUUCUCCGCUUCCUGGGCUCUGUCUCCCUCCGGCUCCGUCAAGGACCAGCAGCAGAAGGCCAACCAGGCCGCCUGCUUCCCCCAGAACAUCCUGUACGGUGACGUCAUCAGCGACAACGAGGCCGGCCGCCACCAGCCCCACCGCCGCAGCUCCGGCAAGUCCUCCAGCCACUCCAGCCACAAGUCCAGCUCCAGCCGCAACUCCUCCCCCAAGUCCGCCGCCGGCUGCACCAGCCACCGCGUCAAGGUCAUCCAGGAGAACGGCCAGAUCUGCUUCUCUCUCCGCCCCCAGCCCGCCUGCAACGCUCACUGCCAGCCCGCCCAGAAGGUCGAGAAGAAGAUCGACUUCCACUGCGUGUCUGACAGCUCUGCUUCCCGCCACUGGGUCGAGAUGAUCAAGAAGGGUGCCAACCCCGACUUCAGCCAGAAGGGCGCCAACAAGUCCCUCAAGGUCAACAUCCCCGAGAGCUGCCGUGCCUAAGCGGUGUGCCCGACUGUAGCUUAGUUCAAUAAAUAUGAUUUGAAGCAAUAA